This is a messenger RNA of Mesocricetus auratus (golden hamster), 2994 nucleotides long. It is a transcript of the gene Pou2af1, whose product is annotated as POU class 2 homeobox associating factor 1. NCBI's taxonomy places the organism in Eukaryota, Metazoa, Chordata, Mammalia, Rodentia, Cricetidae. The coding region runs from base 434 to 1204 and encodes 256 amino acids. Gene Ontology annotation, biological process: positive regulation of transcription by RNA polymerase II. The transcript is spliced from 5 exons. Gene Ontology annotation, molecular function: transcription coactivator activity; DNA binding; POU domain binding. The record is from RefSeq and is a predicted model, not a curated record. Gene Ontology annotation, cellular component: RNA polymerase II transcription regulator complex.
AUCCCUACCUGAUCACAUAAGGAGCUCUGAUCCUUGGCCUUAUGUUCAACUCUUUGCAUUCAUCCAGACCCUCACACUCUGUAGCUACACAACCCUCCGUGGCUGUGUAUGAAUGCCUAUGGGUCUCUUGGGCUGCGUGGUAUUUAGGCCCAGCUGGCUGGCUCUGCGUGUAAAACACUCCUCAGCCAGUGGGGGCCUUUGGGGGAGCACACAGUGGGGUGACAGGCAGUGUCGCUGAAGAAAAAGCACAGCCCUGCCUGAGGUGGGAGGAUGUGAUGACGUGGCCCCACUCAGCGGGAACGCAGGCCUUUAAAAAGCUGAAGAAACAGCCUCAGAGUAAACGGUGGCUCCACGGGAGGAAAGCACGCCCAGUCACAUUAAAGAAGCCAAACUGUCUGCUUCAAAGAGAAAAGGCAACAUCCUGUCACAGGCCAUGCUCUGGCAAAAAUCCACAGCUCCAGAGCAAGCCCCCGCCCCACCACGGCCAUACCAGGGUGUUCGAGUCAAGGAGCCAGUGAAGGAGCUACUGAGAAGAAAGCGUGGCCAUGCCAACAGUGGGGCAGCUGGCCCCCCUACUGCGGUGGUGCUGCCCCAUCAGCCCCUGGCAACCUACAGCACAGUGGGUCCCUCCUGCCUUGACAUGGAUGUUUCUGCUUCCACAGUAACAGAGGAGGGGACGUUGUGUGCUGGCUGGCUCUCCCAGCCUGCCCCAGCCACCCUUCAACCCUUGACUCCAUGGACACCCUACACGGAGUAUGUGUCCCACGAAGCUGUCAGCUGCCCCUACUCAGCUGACAUGUAUGUGCAGCCUGUGUGCCCCAGCUAUACAGUGGUGGGACCCUCCUCGGUGCUGACCUAUGCUUCCCCACCACUCAUUACUAAUGUCACGCCAAGAAGCACUGCCACACCCGCAGUGGGGCCCCAGCUGGAGGGGACAGAGCAUCAGGCACCCCUCACCUAUUUUCCGUGGCCUCAGCCCCUUUCCACGCUGCCUGCCUCCAGUCUGCAGUACCAGCCUCCAGCCCCAGCCCUGUCUGGGCCCCAGUUUGUCCAGCUUCCCAUCUCUAUCUCAGAGCCAGUCCUUCAGGACAUGGAUGAUCCCCGAAGGGCCAUCAGCUCCCUGACCAUUGACAAGCUGCUGUUGGAGGAAGAGGAAAGCAACACAUAUGAGCUCAACCACACCCUCUCUGUGGAGGGCUUUUAGGGCUGCCUUGCAUGCAACAGCCCUUUCCCUCGAAACUGAGAUUUCAGACGAGCCCAGAUGGAGCCUGGCCUCCUAUCUGUCUGAAACGGCUCUUCCAUAGGUACCCUUUUUGCCUAAAGCUGAAUUCCAUUCCUUCCUUCCUCUUUACUUCCCUCCUUCCUUCCCUCCACCCCCACUCCAUCUCCCUCCUUCCUUACUUCUUUGUCCAGUUUUUUCCUCUGGAGGGGAAAUUAUAGUGCUAUUAUGAACAAGAUCUUACACUGAAUGUCACCACGUCUGCAGCUCAGAGUUUCCCUUUGCUGUCACCUUCUCUCAGGUAUCCCCUUCCCCCGCUUUUUGGUAGUAUUAUAGAUCUACCCUAAGAUCACUUGCCCCCUCUGCCAUUCUAAAAUGCAUGGGGUCCCACAGGGAGACCAAAGCCACCAGCAGCUUCCUGCUGAGUCAGCCAUGGACAGAUGCUCUGACAUCCCACAGUUCUGUUUUGUGCUGUUUGCUCUUCCCAACCGUAGCUAGUCUGAGCAGGUGUCUCCGGGCUGGUUAGAGGGGGUGGGACAGGACUAUCAAGCUGGGUAGGGACGGUCAGUGGGUGAUGGGAGUCAGGGCUGAGGAGGAGCAGAACACAUACCUGUGGUGUGUCUGUGGUUAGAGACGUAGUGAGGAAGCGGAGACUGAGGAGCGAUCGAACUCUACCUGUAUUUGGAAAGAACACGACUUUAACUUGGUUCAGCUGGUCUUCUCCCUAGUAAUUGUGAGCAAAGCUGGGUGUGGUCUGCAGGAUAAAGAUGAGUCUAUCUGUUUCAGCCCAGCUGCAAGCCCUCUAACAUGAUGCCAGCACUUAAAUUGCCUUUGUCAAGGUAUUGUCAUAACAACAGGAAAAGAAGCAGGUGUUCCCUGAAGUCCAACAGUGAGGCGGGUGUCCAUUUAGUCCUUCCAUGUUAGUUUUUUUCCCCCAUAUCGGGAAUCAUCCCUCAGCCACCAUGAAGUGGCACCAAGGGCUCUUCCAUGCAUGGACCAUCCUCCUCGGGGUUCUAGAGUCCCGGUCGGCAGGCCAAUUAGGUUUCAUUUCAAUUUUUAUUUUAUUUUUGCUGGAGAAGCAUAACAUUUGCUAUUGAGUGUUUUGCCGUUUCCAGGGCACUCUGCUCCUGAAUUAGAUGUGCCUUGGUACCUGGCAGGCAAUUUGCUAAGGGUGCCAUCAUCACACGGGUACACUUUAGUCUGUAGAACCCAUGUUAGAAGUAAUAGACAUUUCCUGAAAAGAGUUUCCUUGAUACUCCACCUCCUCUUUUUGUUUCCAUUUUCAAUGAAAACCCAGAGAAAGCCUUCUGUCUUUUUCUUGUUUCAUGCUUUGUGUUUAUUUUGAUUCAGAUUUCUCAGUGUCUACCUAAAAUCCUGGCAUGCUUAUCUUGAAUUAUUUGUAUCCCUCUUUAAUAUUUAGACUAAAUGUUAGAUUCUAGAUGACAAGUUUACACUUGCAUUGGCAGUUACUGUAAACAAGAAGGGGAGCGGGAUGCCUUGGCCUAUUUAGUUAGGGCGCGGUUGCACAUCAAAACACUAUUGAAGAUUUCCCAGCUACUUGAGGGUUUGAGAAGAGACAGGAGUGGCACUCACAGAGGAGUUAGUGCUGGGAAACCAAACAGCAAAGAAAGCAGUAUGAGCAUUUUCUAGGGUUGAGUUGGUGUCCUUCCCCUUCUUGUCUUGAGACCCUAAGUCUUGGCUGCAGGCGUCCAUCCAGAUCCCCUUCCAAGUUAUUCUACCCAGAUGCGACAUUUUAAAUAAAGAUUUGUAGAUGA